Aspergillus fischeri NRRL 181 is the source of this 1647-nucleotide messenger RNA. RefSeq names its product C6 zinc finger domain protein. The coding region runs from base 1 to 1647 and encodes 548 amino acids. Lineage: Eukaryota; Fungi; Ascomycota; Eurotiomycetes; Eurotiales; Aspergillaceae. The record is from RefSeq and is a predicted model, not a curated record. Gene Ontology annotation, molecular function: DNA-binding transcription factor activity, RNA polymerase II-specific; zinc ion binding. Gene Ontology annotation, biological process: regulation of DNA-templated transcription. The transcript has 5 exons.
AUGGAUUCCAACGGCCUCGCAGGCCAUGACACCCGGAGACGCCGGGGUGCGCUGGCAUGCAAUACAUGUCGGGGGAGACGGACAAAAUGCGAUGGUCAGCGGCCCAAGUGUUCUUUCUGUGCCGAGCGAGGGAAAGAGUGCAUCUACCAGGAACCGCAAUGUCUUCCAGCUUCUCCGCUGAGGGCGGAGCUUUCGAGGUUAUGGGACCAACUGGACCACAUCACGGCAAUAGUACAGGGUCAGAUUCCACAGAAGUUUCACUUCCCCAAUAGUCGACAAAGCUCUCCUGUUACAGCUGGUGAAACGCCUUUGGGCUUUCCGUGUAUGAUACUCCAGAAUGGAGCAUUUAUGAAGUUGCUUGGCCUUGAUACAUCCCUGGCUCUGUAUUUCGAGCAUACAGAGCGCGGAAGGCAAACGGUUCCUGCGCAGCCAUUACAGGAUGGGAUCUUGAUGAUCGACCUCGACCAAGCAUCGAUUCUUUUGGACGCGUUCACGGAGCAGAUUCAUACCUGGUACCCGAUCCUGCAUGCAGAGUAUUCCCAUGAUUUUGUCCACGCAGUAACGUCUGGUUUUCCGUCGUCGGUGUCAUCCUGCAUGACACUCCUUGUCUUGGCCAUUGGUUGUGUGGUAGAAUGCGAGAAUGGCGUAGAUGCUCUCCAGACUCGCCCGGAUGCAGCGUAUAUCCAAGCGGCCAUGGAGAUGCUUCCCUGCGUCUUUUCUGACGGUAGCCCUCGCAGCGCGCAAUGCCUGCUCCUGUUCGCGAUAUACUAUCUAUGCCAUGCGCAGCCGUGUCAGGCUCACGAUUUUGUGGCAAUGGCGUCGUCUAAACUGCAAACGUAUAUCAUGAACGAGAUAAGAGUCCAGCUAGACCUCGUCGAUAGUGGGAUCUGGAAUAUAACUCCGUUCGCACCUGCCCCAACAGCCUCAGGCACAUGGAGGUGGCACAUAAACCAGCCGUACGGCUCUCCGGCAUCUAGUUCCAGCGGGAGCGAGAUAUAUCCCCGAAACACCGACAUGUCCUAUUUCGUCGCGGAAAUCGCAAUGCGGAAAAUGCUGCAGCGCUGCACAUGGGCGACGAGCACACUCGCGCCAGGCAGAUACGUCUACGCCCCGAUUGUCGCAGCCGAACUAGAACGCCAGUUAGACGAAUGGCUCCAGUUGCUCCCGGAGACAUUAUCCUUCCGUAGGGCGCUAGACAUCGGAUAUCGCCCGCGGCAGAAUCUCCUUUCGAUUUCGCCGCAGGGGGAGUUUUUGCGCACACAGUAUUAUGCUUUCAAGGCGUCGAUUUAUUGGCCAGCGGUCUACGAGGUUCUUACGACGGGGGAGGCAAACGGGGACCUUCUUUGCCACUGUGCAAGGUUCUUUAGUAGCUAUGCCGAGUUUGCUCCGAGUGCUGCUCUGGCAGUUGCUGCGUGUAGGCCGAAUCUGUGGACUCUGUGUACAAGUGUGUUUACGAUAUCGAUGGCGACCCUGGUGGCCCUGACGGAACCGUAUCUGGUACAAGUUGCCGCUCAGGGGGUAGACAAGGGUCUAGAAAUUGCAGUCAAGAUCUUUGAGGGCGUUACAGAGGUUAGCCCCUCGCUAGCAGAUAUGGGGGCUAUAUUGAGGGAGAGAGUACAGUGUACAGCCCUAGCUAGACGCAUAUAG